GGCUAGUUCCAGGCAGAGCCUGUCUUACAAGGGCGGGGAAGGAAGUGCCGCUUCUACCCAAUAAAGAGUAUCUUUUAAUACCACACAGCUGCUACUUUUCAUUUCCUGAUUGGUGCAGCACAAGGAGACCCAGGAGUACCACGUCAGCGUUUGAAAUCUUAAAUGCCAGCCUUUGCUUCUGUACAUUCAAUAACCUUGAUUGAGAUAUAGUGCAAAUAAUCAUCACAGCGGCCACCAUGAGAUUUCUUAUUGUGGCAAUUCUAACUGUAUAUCUGUGCAACAGUACCAACGCAGUUGGUCAGAAGGGUAAGCGGAGAGAGUAUGCUUCUCAAAGUUCAGGGCAAUUUCAAGAAUCGGGGACAGUUGAGAUGAAAUCACCUAAUCUGAAUGACGAGGAGUUUCACUCUAGCCAUAUGCCCGAUUAUUUGAAGUGUGACUCCUGCAGAGCAAUUUCUUAUCAGAUGCAGGAAUAUCUUUCGAAGUGGGAAUCAAAAAUCUCUGCAGUGAAAGAAGGGAAAGCAGAGUUGAAUGAAUCCGAUUACACCGAUGCUUUGGAGAAAUGCUGCUCCCAGAGUUGGGAAAAGCAUGGUGUAAUAGAGGUAAAUGGUGUUAAACGUCUGUCAGGCCCUGGACUGGAGACUGAAGAUUUUACGGGAGUGAUGGUGAUGAGUGGACCAUGGCCAGGACGGUUGUUCAAAAUGUGCCAGGCUUACCUCGGUGAGUUUACAGAAGAGGACAUUUACAGGGAAUUCAGGAACAAUCGAGACUAUUUAGAAGAUUUUCUCUGUUUUGGUAAAAAUGGAGCUUGCACCAAGCAGAAAAAUUUCCAAACAGCAUUAAAGGAUGAAAUAUAAUCAUUCUUUGUUGGCUGUUCAAGUGACAAGUGCACAGGUGGAAUUUGGGUGAUGGUGUGACUGGGUGUUAGAGAUGGGGAUGGAAUCAGUGGAUUUCUUUUUAUUCAUUCAGGCCCAUACCCAAAUUUCUGAUAUUUAAUCUUGUCAUGAAAUACUAUAUAAUAGAUUAAUUAAUUCAUCUAAAUGUUAUUUAAAAUGCUGUUAGAUAACCUUAUAAAUUGCUGAUGUUCCAACAUAUUCUUCCAUGUAAAUACUUAAGCCCAGAAACCUAUUGAAUCCAAUAGUAUGUAACCCCCACUACUUAAAAAGUUCACAUUUAACUGGCAACUCUUUAAACUAACCAAAAAGCAAAAGCCUUUAAUUAUUUGAAUUAAUGUUAAGUUUAAAGUUGUCAUUUUGUUUCUUUAGUGCCCCAUUUGUUACAGGUGGAGACAACUUGAGGCCAAUGUUUUGUUGGAAAAUGAAGUAAUGAUUAAUGUGAAUUUUCAGAUUGUGCUUCAAACCUCCUAUGAUAAAUUGUUCUCUUUUCCAAUGUCCCUAUGUGCAGGCAAUGUUAAAGCUGAAAAUAUGUUUGAACAACUGCAACUGACAUAAUAUCUGCGGUACUUUUGAAUCUAGGAAGAAUUACUGAAUUGUAAUUUUUGGUAAUUCACACCACCAACGGGAAUAUUCAACACUUACAUUCAGUACUCUGGCAGUUAUUUGCACACAUCAGGAAGAUGAUGUUCAGAAAAAUGUGCCUGUUCUAAAUAACUUAGACUGAAUCUGAAUUUAUAAGUAAGCAAAUGAGUUGUCAGUGGAGGUCUGGAGAACCAUCAGAAUUGGUAAUCAUUUAUAGAUGAAAAUAUUUUUAAAUUGAAUUUAAUUUUUUGAAAAUAGUUCUCUCUCCUUAUUCUGUAUUCUCAAAUACUGUGACCCAUUUAUUGGUAUGAUUUCUUGCCCGAGUUGCCAUUCUUCACAGGGAAGCCAAGACAGUGAAUACCAGCAGAUUGUAGCCUGGUGGCAGGGGAGAUGUCGGGCUGGGGUGGGGGUGACGGUGGAGAUGUCGGGCUGGGGUUGGGGAGGGUACAGCAUGGAAACAUUAUAGCUAGACACGCUAUUAUCUUGACCUAUGAGCCAUAUAUACAUCCUUGAUCAAAUGUCACAAAUGAAGAACUUCAACUGAUUUUCCUCAUCCAGGACCACCAAAUGGGAACACCUCUACAGUCACCUUAGUUGGAAUCAGUGAAGAACAGUUACAUUGUCUGGGUUACAUUAUCUGGUUUUCUGGUGUACUCUGUCUGGUUAUACUUCACUUUCACUAACUUAACCAUUGAGGAAAAGUAGAGAUAUUUUAUAACCUGGAUUUAUUUUUAUAUGUACAGUGCCAAAGUCAGGUCAAGAUAGCGAUGGUAAUUAUUAUAAGUUCUAUUUAAAACCAUGUUUGAGACCGGACUUUUCACAGUUCACUGAAUACUCUUUUACUGACUUAUAGUUGGUAUUAUUCUGUAUGCAUUUGAAAUUUGAAAUUUAUAUUCAAAUACCAUUGAUACAAAUAUAAAAGAUUCCCAAGAAAAGUACUGCAGACACGUUUCUGGCAUUUAUUCUGUUCAUUCUAAAGUUUAGUGGUAUGGUUGAGAAAAAUAAAACGUUUGCAUUUUUAAA
This is a messenger RNA of Rhincodon typus (whale shark), 2498 nucleotides long. Its product is annotated as marginal zone B- and B1-cell-specific protein. Lineage: Eukaryota; Metazoa; Chordata; Chondrichthyes; Orectolobiformes; Rhincodontidae. The transcript is spliced from 5 exons. The record is from RefSeq and is a predicted model, not a curated record. Gene Ontology annotation, biological process: regulation of B cell proliferation. Gene Ontology annotation, cellular component: extracellular region; endoplasmic reticulum chaperone complex. Bases 237 to 854 code for a protein of 205 amino acids.